Vitrella brassicaformis is the source of this 6426-nucleotide messenger RNA. Lineage: Eukaryota; Vitrellaceae. The record is from the annotation of a GenBank genome assembly.
GUCCCCAUGCAGUGCGUGCAUCAGAUCGGUCAAUAGACAAGGUUCCUGGCCAUCGUGUCGGGCCUCGUGUCCUCUUCCUCGACCUAACACACACACACAACCAGAGAAGAAGACAAUAUACUAAUGUGAUGCCGUAAGUAGCUCACCUCCAUCUGGGGUGAGGCAUCGACUCCCGCAGCUCGCACACACUGCCUCUUCCUCUCUGCCUCACCCCCCUCCCCACUCGUCGGCCGCCCAUUAGUGCCAUUCCCCAACCUCGGCAGCUUGUCCGACCGUGCGAGCAUGACCUUGAUCACUCCCCCGUCAGGAUGGGGCAUCAGCAAAGGCAGCCGGGGCGGCGACGCGUCCAGCGAGUGCCGCUUGCGCGACAACGCACGACCACCGGGGGACGACGACAAAGCGGGGGAGGGAAUCUUCGACGAAUACGCAAAGGGGCCCUGAUCAAAAGAUGGAGACACACACAUGGAUGUAGAGAGACACGGAGGGAGAAGAGACACGGAUGCUCACUUUGCUGGAGACACGGGAUGCCACGGUCGGCAGCGCACGAAACCCCCUCAUCAUCGAGUCGCGAGACCCUCUCUGCUCUGCCGGGCUGGGGGGCGGGAGGGGCUUUGGCGGGGGGGCCUCGUCGUGCACGAAAGGGGGCAUCUGCUGCAUCGUGGGGGCGUAGAUGCGGUAGGUGUCUGUGCCACGGAUGUCCACCAGCGACUUGCUGGGGCCUCGCCGCCUCGCUCGCAAGGCAGCGUCCUCCUGCAUGACGAUCGAUCAAAUACAAUGGAACAAACAAACCGGCAUCGCCAUACUUACCUCUCUCAUCUGAGCAACAUACUUCUUCGCUGCCUCUCGUCUCAGCCUAAUGUCCUCCCCCUCCUCCCAGCGCGCCUCUUCGACAACGUAGUAGGCGCCCAUCGUCCCCUGCCGGCCGGGUGGCGGACCGGGCAGCACCAAGAAGCCACUCGGGAAGGCAGAUAAGCGAGAAGGCUCGCUCGCCCUGUGAUUCGUUCUGCGUGUGCCCCGUGGGACAGCUGUUGGCGCGGCUGAGUCGGGAGCGUGGGUGUGGGCGACGUAGGGUUCAGGAACAUGUUGAACACGUAGCUGCGUGCCAUUAGCACCAGCAGCAGGGAAGCCCUCAUAGCAAGUGUCGGCGGCCCACGGUAGGGGAGGGGCAGGUGCCGGUGCCGGUGCCGGAACAGAGACGGGGGCGGGAGGAGCAAGAGGAGCGGGAGGGGUGCGCUUCUCUUCCUUGGAGGAUGGCUUGGAAGACUUGGAUGAUGACGCUGGAGGCGUGUGUCGUGCCCCAAUCCCAACACGGAUGCCCGCCUUGUGCAGCGCCGCCGUCACCGUCUGCUCCGUCACCGACCGGGCCAUCUUCUCAACCACCUCCAUGAUCUCCGCCUCCAUCUGCAUCGGUAGCCACCCGAUCGCCCCCUGGGAGGCCUGGUCUCGCGUCUCGGGGCGGUCGGGGUCUCCCACACUCAGCACACUCGCCGGCCGCUCGGAAGAACUUGCUGGCGGAGACGGCCCAUGUGUGUCUGGUUGUUGCGGUAGCGCUAGUGGUGUCUCUGCGCGUUGAUGGGGAGACGGUGGUUUCCCGUCUUCCUGUGUGGCCAGGGAGUGUCGCUGGUGGUCGGCUGCUGGUGACGCGGGAGAGCUUUGUACGGCCUCCUCAAAGUCAUCCUCGUACGAGUCCUUUUGGAUGGGAGAGGCGUCCAUGAAAGGAUGCUCCUGUUCGUGAGAUGGAGCGUCGCUCAGCAAGAGCUGGAUCCUGCGGACGGUCUCCUCUCGCUGCUGCUCGGGCUGCAUCUCCAAUGUCGCACGAUGACCGUGAUCGCGAUCAUGACGGCGAGCGGGGGCCUCGACAACAGUAGGCUGCUGCUGCUGCUGCUGCUCUCGUGUCUGUGUCUCCUCCUCUGCCGAAUGCUCUGCCUCUGAUACGUCUGCCAUGUGUUGCUCUUCCUCAGAUGACAUCGCCGCGUGUUGUUGUUGCUGCUCCUCACGUUGAGGCUGAUCAGCGAGCCGGCCAUCCUCCUCCCUGACACUGCUUGCCUCUUCAGCAGAUUUGUGAGACUCCUCAGCUGCCACUGCCGUGACGAGACCGAUGUCGGCAGCCUCGGGGGGAGAUAUCUCGACCGCCUUUUCCAUCUCGUGUAUCGACGUCGCAUCCGCUGACGAGCCAGAACUGUCCCUCUUCUGCUGGGCCGCCACGGCGACCUCCAUCAGCUGCGGUGGGGGCUCCUCGCCCCGGUCGUCCACGAUGUCUUCGGAUGAAUAGCCCAGGGCCAUCGUGUCUCCUCCCUUCAACACCGCCACAUCCCUCUGAUGCCGUCCUUCAGCGGUGGGCGGGGGCGUGAACCAGUCCUGCGGGGCCUGCAGCGCCUCGGCGAGCAGCUCCGACAGACACGCCUGGAUGAGGUGUUCGAUCUCUUCCUCGAUGACGGCAUCGCACAUCCGCAUGGCACACACCUCCACUGCGCCCAUGACAGGGGACUCAGGACGGUAAGAUCUGUCCACAGGCGAGCUGUGGGGCGCCACUCCUCCUGGUGGAACCUCGAGGUCGCCAUCAUGCGGCGUUUGGUUGGUGGGCGGCUGCAGGCCGGAGGCCUCCAGGGGGUCAUGUGAGCAGAGAGUCACCGUGCCAUCCCAGGGCGGGUGGUGUACCUCAGCAGAAGCGACCUCCCUCUCCCUGUUUUCUGCAUGGUCCUCGAUAUCUCUGAUAAGAGAGAGAGACAGGAGAGGCAGGUGUAGUGUACUGGAGCGUCUUGCAUACAUGGCUGGUAACUCUUACGCCUGUGCCUGUGGCUGUGUCGCUGUUUCAUCUCCAGAUAUGGCGGCCCCUGGGGGUCCACUUGGUGGUACCUGAUCAGCGUCAGCAGGCAGGUUCUCCUCGCUGCUCUCCUGGAUGGUCAUCAGCGGAGGUCCCUCGGGACUCUCCUCUUGCCACUCGGACUGCUCUGUGGCAGGGCCGGCCUCGUCCAGGUGCAGGAUAUUGACCCCGUGUGAGGGCUCUUCAGGCUGAUGAUGGUCUUCCUGUAAGCGGCAAGACACCGACCGACACAUCUUGUUGGAAUACAUACACUAUACACGUGUCUAUAGGUCGGUCACCUUCGUGGCCUCCUCAGCUUCAAUUCUGUCCUCUUCUGAGUCGCGCCGCCUCGUCUUUGGCCGUGGAAACUCGCCCUCAUGUCUCUCCGUCUCCUGCAGGGGGGCUGCGGCCUCUGUCUGCGUCACUGCCGGUGUGUGUGGAACAGGCGUUUGUGUCGAGAGACUCCAGUAGAGGUUCAGAAGAUAUGGGCGGGCGACCGCUGCAUUGACGAUCUCAGGAUCGGACCACACCACCGACGGAGCGGAGGAUAGAGGGGCGCUGCACGGCUUGGCGGGCGAAUGCUGCCGCUGCUGGCGGUGUUGCUGUUGCUGGUGGUCAGGUUCCCCUUGCGGGGCGGGGGGCUCAAUGACAGCCCGGACCGGCCCUGGCGCAGCUUGGGUCGGUUGUGUCACAGCUUUAACCUCGUCCAUGUGGUCCACAGUCGUCUCUUCGACCUCCUCCAUUGCUUUGCCGCUGACCACGAGCGCCACCUGUUGCUCCUGGUCUUGUUCCUCUCUCGGCUCGGCAGACUCAGUCAUCUGCUCGAUUGGUGCCGCUCUGUUUUCAUGCUGCUCCUUCGCCGCAGCCUCCUCUAAGUCCCUGGCGACCGGCGCAGCCUCGGGUGGCUCUCCAGCCCAAUCCGCUCCUGCUGUUGUGUCUUCCGCGUCAGCCGGUGUUUCCCCCACCGGCCCACGCGCGAGAAGCGGCUCGGGCUGCCGCUGCUCCGAUUCCUUUGCAUUGCCUUCAAUCGCCGUGUCAGCUUCUGCCUGCUCCUCUACCGGGGCCUGAGGGGCUGCUGGGAUGGCAGGGGGAGCUUCAAAGAGAGCCGGCUCAUCAGGGGGUCUUGUUUCCCUCACUGCUGUCUCCUCUGCCUCAUGUUGCUCUUGAUCUUGCGGUGGCUGCGGCUGCGUCACUUCAGUGUCGACUGGAGGAACGCGAGCGGGUUGGUUCAGCUGCUCUUGACCCACGUCUGGGAGAGGGGGUGGCUGAGAGGUGUCGAUCGGUUGUUUUCGUUGGGAGUCGGGUGGAGAGUGGAGGACACACUCGGCACUGGUCUUGCAGGUGGACCGCAUCUCAGCCUCGGAGAGCGGGAACUCCUCCCCCGGAAGCACAUGCGACCACAGAAUCGCCAUCGCCCUGACAGACAGACCCAGCAAACAGUCAAGCCUUCCCAUCAACCUCACCUGCUUGCUCCUUGAUUUUCUCAUUACCUACCUGGCUUUUGUCAGCAGCAACUGCGCCAUGCUCCUGUGUGGGUUGUCCCACCUCACACCCUUCCUCCUUUCCCCACCAUCAGGAGACCUCUCAUUUGACCAGUAGCUGGUGGGUCUGGGCCAAUCGGUCUCCUGCUCCCUCUCGGCCUCGAUGAAGGAGGACAGCUGCUCGUCGAUCACCGGGUAGGGGCCGCGCCAUGUGCCCUCAGCCGACAGAAUUGCAGGCCUGUGGAAGAGGGAGAGAAGGUGGUUUGCCAUCGGGGGACGGAUCGAGGACGGCGUUGAGAGGAAAGACAUAUGGGCUCUGUGGGAAAGGGGAGAGAGAGACACGUGAUAAGCACUUGCUUGCGGCGCCCUUUGUGUGUGAGUGGCAGGAUACGUACUUGAGGAAAUCGGCGAGGUCGGUGAAAAAUGCUUCGAGAGGGUGCUGCCACUGAGACUCGCCAAAGCCCCAGUGGUAGAAGUACACCCGGCCCCUGCUGUCCAGACGAGCGCUCCAUGGGUAAGGCAAGUCCACCCUAUCAACACAUACAUCACGACACAACCCAUUGUGUCUGGCUGUCCUUUAAGACAGACCCAUCUUCUUCCUUAAGUAAUUUUUACAUGAAAAUGGGCUUCAAGAUGCCCUUCAGUGUAUCGUCUCCUUCCGACAACUUGCCCAGAUGUGACAGGUAACCCUCAGGCCGCAUCCACUUGGACACAGCGACGGAGCGAUCCCCAAAUGGCUCCCGGCUCCAAAAGCACUGUUCCUCGUCAAGACGCCGAGGCACCAAUAAAGUCCCCUCCUUGCCCAGCACAUCCAUCAUGCCGACGCCUCUCCCGUCAUCUAGCUCCUCCUCAUAUGUGACGGGCAGCCGCCCGGCCCUGCCCACCUCCUCCACCCCAUGAGACAGGUCCAGCCGACCUCCAUGCAAAAGAGGUGUCAGCCCCGCCCCCUUUAUCGUCCCACCGAGAGGUACUUUCGCCUGCUCGACCGAACCAGAGGACGGCAGCCUGCCGAAGGACCGCUUCCCAGAGGGGAGUGGCUGCAGGGUUGAGCGUGGCGGCUGUGCGCUGCUGGAAACGGCGACAUCUGCUUCGUCGGAGGAUAUGGGUGGCGGCAUGGGCGGCUGCUGGAGGGACUGUGUGAGUCGGUGCGGGGGCCGGCGGGCCUUGGCAUCCAGAUGCUCGCGGUACACGGGGUCCAGAAUCUCUGGAACAAAGCAGAUCAGAGGAGGUCCCAGGAUGCCCUGGUUGGGCUGAUUGCAACUUACUCGACAAAAAUGUCUGUCUGAAGUCAAAGUCAUACUGCAGAACGUCGCGAGGGUUCUCCCACCUUAAGUCAGCACACAGACAGACAGCAAGGCGUCCGACUCACAUUGAAUGGAAUGUCAUGCUCACGUGCUCUCCUGUGUGGCGGGGUCAUAAUAGUAUGUGAGUCCCUCCUCCGUCGUGUACGCCCGCCACUUCUGGAUCUCACUCGACACACGCUGGUGGUGCACAAGCAGCUCCUCCUUGAUCAGCGCCUCUCGCUGUGGCCUGCAGAUGGCAAAUAGAGGCGUCAUGGAUGAGAAGCGCAGUCGACGUGAGAUGACUUUUUUACGAUGCGUAUGUGUUGCGGAAAGUGUCUCUGAGAUAGGCGAAUGUGUCAUGGAGUGGGUGCUUCCACGCGCUCCGCCUCUCGGUCGGAUGCCAAUAGAAGACCCGGCCCUUCUUGUCGGCCUUGGCCACCCAAGGCGCUGGCAGGGGGCAGUCGAAUGCCUCCUGCAGGAACGCGUAGAGUUGAGGCUCUUUGUCCACGUCCUGUUCAUGCAGCGAAUCAGCAAUGAAUCCCACAUCUAUCCAAGAUGCACUAUUCCCCUGCCUACUUGUUUGUUCGCCUACCACGCCCAAGUGCUUGGCAUACCCCCUCUUGUCCUUGACAGCCGUCUUGGUGCUCCUCCUGUGUGGACUCGCCGCUCCACUGGCGGCGCUCACGGCGGUCAUGACGCUCCCAUGCGGCUGGUAGGCGGCGUACAGCGGCACGGCAGCCUGAGCUCCGAAUGCCGGGUGCAUCACUGGCAUGGACAGCUGCCCAUAGGGCAUGGAGGCCUGGAGGGCGGCGGACGGGGGAGGGUAAUAUGCCAUCGAGGGAUGAGAUGAAUACAUGGC